UUCAGUCUCCUCAGUUGACGAAAGCAUCACCUCAAGAAACGUGGAUGGCCAAAGAUGGUCUCCUUUCAGGAAAUGUAGAGGACAGCACAAUACACGGUGGCAGAUUACUGAUGUUAUCAUUAAAAUGGUAUUUACCAUGUGCUAGGUAAUUUGCUUAAUGAGUCAUUUCAUUUAACCCUCACAACAGCCCUGUGAAAUGGGUACUAACUUACAUGCAUGAAAACUGGCACAUACAGAGGUGAAGAAACACAGACAGUCCCAGAUCGCCUGAGUGCCGUUGAGAGGCUUUUGAUCUGUCUCCAGAGUCCACGCUCCUAACCACAAGCCUAUACUGCCUCUGCUGAACCGUGGAGAAGAGGCCCAGUAUCUGCUUCAUUAAACCGUUCUGUCUUGCGGUUGUUUAAGCAAAGAAACAAAGGCAUUUUAAAAGGAGAUUUCAAUCUCUGUGAAAAAAAAAAAAGCCUUAUAUAUUCAUGUUUGCACCAAUCUCCUGUGAAACUCAUGAAGAAAACCCAAUUGAGGACAACACUCCGUGGAAGCUAGCAGAUACAGCAGGUGGUCCUUGAGGACUCUUUGUUAGCAUCCUGUGAUAAUGAGCACAUGGACUUCUGUUCGUCAAAUUCAUCGACCACUUUAGCUAACUGCCAAGAGCCUGGAUCUGACUUCCAACCAUUGACAUCUUUGAGAAAAUUGAUUUAUAUACACCUUUGAAAAGCAUUGAUGAAUGAAUCAGAAUUUUAGCAAACAAAGAAAAGUAAAAAAAACUUACUAAAAAAUCUGAUGUAUUGAAAACUACAUUGAGGCAAGACUAACUUUUCUAUUUAUCUUCCAAGAACUAAUGUAAUUGCCACCUUAAAAAGAAAAAAUGAACAGCACAUGUAUUGACGAACAGCACGACCUGGAUCACUAUUUAUUUCCAAUUGUGUACGUCCUUGUGAUUAUAAUCAGCGUUCCAGCCAAUAUUGGAUCUCUAUGUGUGUCUUUUCUGCAAGCAAAGAAAAAUAGUGAAUUAGGGAUUUACCUCUUCAGUUUAUCACUAUCAGAUUUGCUAUAUGCAUUAACUCUCCCCAUAUGGGUCAAUUAUACUUGGAAUAAAGACAACUGGACUUUCUCUCACACCUUGUGCAAAGGGAGUACAUUCGCCAUGUACAUAAACUUUUACAGCAGCACAGCAUUCCUCACCUGCAUAGCUGUUGACCGAUAUUUGGCAGUUGUCUACCCUUUGAGGUUUUUCUUCCUAAGGACAAGAAGAUUUGCAUUCAUGGUCAGCGUAUCCAUCUGGGUAUUGGAAACCAUCUUCAAUGCUAUCAUUUUGUGGGAAGAUGAAACAACUAUUGAAUAUUGUGAUGGCCAAAAGUCUAAUUUUACUUUGUGCUAUGACAAAUACCCUUUGGAGAAAUGGCAAAUCAACCUCAACUUGUUUAGGACAUGUACAGGCUACGCAAUCCCUUUGGUCACCAUAAUGACUUGCAACCAGAAAGUCUACCAAGCUGUGCGGCGUAACAAAGCCACAGAAAACGGUGAGAAAAAAAGAAUUAUAAAACUACUUAUUAGCAUCACAUUGACUUUUGUCUUAUGCUUCACUCCCUUUCACGUGAUGCUGCUGAUUCGCUGCAUUUUAGAAGGUGAUACAAAUUUUGAUAACCACAGCAGAUCUGGGAAGCGGACUUACACAAUUUAUAGAAUCACGGUCGCAUUAACAAGUUUAAAUUGUGUUGCUGACCCAAUUCUGUACUGUUUUGUAACUGAAACAGGAAGAUAUGAUAUGUGGAAUAUAUUAAAAUUCUGCACUGGGAAGCGUGGUACAUCACGAAGGCAAAGAAAACACCUACUUUCUACAUCUACAAAAGAUACUGUGGAAUUAGAGGUCAUGGAAUAGAGCCAAGGAUAUUUUAGGGGUGGGGAGGGUAGAGAGAGGGGAAAUAAAGUACACAGUAUUAAGUCAUCUUGAUAAUACAAUUAUAUUUUGAAAAGCAAAUCUAGAACUAAGGGCUCACAGAGAUUUUUUUUUAUCCUAUCCAAUAGAAAUAUUUUUAAAGCUCAUUGUAUAGCUCACCCCUUCAAUUUG
This is a messenger RNA of Nycticebus coucang (slow loris), 2068 nucleotides long. It is a transcript of the gene GPR65, whose product is annotated as G protein-coupled receptor 65. Gene Ontology annotation, molecular function: G protein-coupled receptor activity. The coding region runs from base 866 to 1879 and encodes 337 amino acids. Gene Ontology annotation, biological process: G protein-coupled receptor signaling pathway. NCBI's taxonomy places the organism in Eukaryota, Metazoa, Chordata, Mammalia, Primates, Lorisidae. The record is from RefSeq and is a predicted model, not a curated record. Gene Ontology annotation, cellular component: membrane. The transcript is spliced from 3 exons.